Molecule: messenger RNA, 1044 nt
Organism: Venustampulla echinocandica
Lineage: Eukaryota; Fungi; Ascomycota; Leotiomycetes; Helotiales; Pleuroascaceae
Exons: 4
Coding region: 1-1044 (347 amino acids)
Molecular function (GO): protein binding
Source: RefSeq, a predicted model, not a curated record
AUGGACACCCCUUGUGCCCCCAUUGAUUUCGAAAAUCAUCAGUUAAGGGCCAAGCCACCUUCUGAACCCUCCGAACCUUCAGCCGAAAGUGUAAAGGGUCUUGUAGGACAACUCACGGAUGCUCUCGUAGUUGUUCAAGGGGAAUCAAUGCCAUCAAUCGUACAAGCUACUGGAUCUGGGGAGGCCGAGAUAGAGUCCCCUGAUGAUCCGGAUGACUGUGGUUAUGAGAUUCGACCCACGGGAACACCGCUCGGCGACGGCAUGUUUGCAACAAAAAACAUCAAGCCCGGCACUGUUAUCCUCUCCGAGCCUUCCCUUAUCACCCUCGAAGUAUUCAAAUUCCAAGAUCAUCGAAUGCGAGAACGUGAACUGGCCAUAUGCCUCCACCGUCUCUCGCCAACAGAUAAGAGACAUGUCGAAAGUCUGGACCCCAGUGCUUCUAUCCUUGAGAUCUUCGACGCGAACGCCUUUUGGCUCCAGGGGAAAUACAUGGUUAGACGACUGUACCGCGAGAUCUGCAAGAUCAACCACGCCUGCAAGCCAAACGCCGUUCUCCACCAUAAGGAGGAUGGGGCCGGUGAGGUCCACGCAUUGCACCCUAUCUCCAAGGGCACGCAAAUCCACAUCCACUACCUAUCGCUCGGCGUUCCCAAGGCACAGGUAGAAGAUAAAUACGGCUUUGCAUGCAGGUGCAAUGCAUGUUUGGGUAUAGAAACAGAUAGUGAGGCGCUAGAUGCGCUAGGUGAGCCAGAUGCUCCGCCAUAUGAGCCAGCUGCAUCGCCAGAUGGGCAAGCUGUGUCGCCAGGCGACCAAGCUACGUCGCCAGAUGACCUAUCUACGUCGCUAGACGAUCCCGAUGACCCAGAUGACCCAGACGCCCCAGAUGCUCCAGAUGCUCCACCGGCGAUCUUACCAGUAGACGUCAGCUCUCUCCUUGAUUCAGAACGAGAAUCGGACUUUCCGGGAGAGGAAGUACCUGUUUACCAGAUAGGGGAAGGGGCUGUUUACGAGGCAGGGAGGGAACGAAAGAUAAAGGUGCUCUAG